This is a messenger RNA of Cinara cedri, 6583 nucleotides long. The record is from the annotation of a GenBank genome assembly. Lineage: Eukaryota; Metazoa; Arthropoda; Insecta; Hemiptera; Aphididae.
AUGGCUAACGAUAAGAAAUUAUUGUUGGACACAGAAAAAUCAAAAGAUACUGGAUUACAAUUUAUUCAAGAAUAUCCUACAAUAUUGAAUGAAAGGCAGAAGAUUAAGUUUUUGUAUCAUAUCAAAGAAGAGUUACAGUUAAAACGUUCCAUUAGUCGCUAUCCUACCAACACCACCAAUAAUCUACAACCAACCACAACUCUAAGGAAAAAUCAAACUCGUGAAGAAAAAGCUUUUCUGCUGCUAUGGUUAGCUACAACCAACCCCUUCUAAAUACAUCCACCGAUCUAGACUCUCGCAUCGAUACCACAGCAAAUAAUCUCCCGAAUAAAAUUAUUCACCUGAUUAAAUAUUCAACUGAUAUCGCUACUGAUAUCCCACCCACCAAAAGUGUAAGAAAGAAAUUAUGCGUCCCGGCUAAAAUCACCGCCUCCUAUUAGCACGCUCUAACCGUCCGACUUCUUCCAGAUAAUACAGAAAAUAAUGUAAAUUCCAUAACUAUCAAAGAUAGCAAUAGUAAAACCCCUCAACAUGUAACCGUUAAUGCUAAAAUUAGUACUAUGAACGAACCCUAGUCUAAUACCACCGUCAAGAACAUUUGUCCUAGUACUAGCAAAAAAUCUCUCCUAUCUAAAAACCUAAUACAAAAAUCAUCUCAGUUUUUUAAAAGUCAUUCAAUCAACCAAUCUACUCAAAAUGCCUCCUCCAUCUGACAACCUCAUCAGGAUACACUCCUCCGCAAUACCACCGUCAGAUAUAUUCGGCCAAGUACUAUCAAUAAAUAUCCCCCAUCUAAAAUCCUAAUACCUAAAUCCUCUCCAAUUUAAACGUACUUCAAAUCCGUUCUAACUACCCGAAAACGUGAACGAUUUUUUGAUAAGGGUACAUUUAUUGAGUGAUACUAUCGCCGAACACGGGUUUUUAUGGCUUCUUCUUAAAUUUUAAGUAUUACAUGUUAUAGGAUAUGUCUUCAUUGUCCUUUAAGUAAGACUGUUUUUUUUAAUUUUUUAAACAUUAAGGAACUUUUAAUGUUUAUAAAAGAUUAACAUGUUAACAUGUAGAUAUCAAAGAAAGAAAAAAAAAAUCACUUUCGUAAUUUUGUUUAAGUGAAAACUUAAUAUUAAAUAAGAGUUUUGUUUCAAUAUAAAUCUUACUCAUGGUGUACCACAAGGAAGAAUAUUAUGUUUUGAUUUUGUUCGGUAAUGUUUUGAGGUUGUGUUACCAAUUUUUUCAUGCUUCUAAAUUUUUAACUCUAUUCCAUGCUUUAUUUUCUAAAAUUACGAGGGCAAACUUAACAGCGGUAAUCAAAACUGGUUACUCGGACUACACGCAAGCUGUGUCCACUACCGUUUGACGGAAAUAACGGCUAACAACGCUGUGUCCAACGUAAACGAGGUGAUCGUGGUAAAGGCGUUGCGAUACGGGCGACGCGGUGAAUAAAAUUAUCAAACAUAUAAAAAUAGAUUAGAUUAACUAUAAUAUUUUAUAUUUACAUAUUAGAUAUUGUUGUAUGGUCAAUGUGGAACUCAUUAUAUCUGAGGUACAAAAAAGGAAUGUUCUUUGGAAUAAAUUUAAUACAAAGUAAUACUUUGUAUACUUUGUAAGUAUAGAGGCAGAUUGGUGUCUGAGAAAGAAUGAUCUUUUUUUUAUCUAUAUGUAUUAUUGCUUAUUAUGUUAUGUAAUCUACUUUAUUUGUUGCGUUAAAAAAUUAGCGCUGUUAGUUUAAAAAAAAAAUGUUUCAAGGCGGGCGGUAUUAUGUUGCGUGUAGGUUUACCCAUUAAUCCCCAACGUUGCGUAAACGAAACAUUUAUAAAAUGGUUUUUUUUUGUAUGUUAUUGAACGAAACUAUUUGGAAUUUCUUAUACCAUAUUUUCGUCGAUUUUUUUUUACCUCAACUCAAAAUAAAAUGGGAUUUUCCUAAUUAUCAAUUUACAUUUACAAAGCCUUUAGUAAGAAAUAGAUAACAUCAUAUUUAUAGUUUUCAAAUAACUGACCGGUUUUGUUAUUGUUGCGUCUACACAACAUUUGGAUUCCUAGUGGGACUAUAAGCCCUAAUGUGUCACGCCGUUAUCUUCAGCUGCACGUGUAACAAGAGUGUUUUGGUUUGUUUUGAUUAUUCGUAGUGAAUGGUUGUAUGGGUUAGUUAUAAAAUAACAGUGUCGAUUAGUGCAGUUUUACAAAAUGUUGAAUCGAAGCAUAAGCAGGGGGAUGGGCAGUAAUCAGUUACAUGUAUCAAAGUUACGUAAAACGGUUACUUUUGUAAUUUGUAACUUGUAAUCAGUUUCACAAUUUUAAAGUAACUUUUAAAUGUAACGAGUUACAAUUUGUUAUGUAACUUGUAACAAUUAGAUACAAGUAACUUAAGUUACAAAAAUCAUUGAAAAUUGUUACAAUACUAAUUCAUUAUUAUCAAUACUACAAUAAUUAUGUCAUUUUUGUAUUCGAUAAAAAUGAUAUAAUUUUAGUUAAACUUGAAUAUUUUCAUUAAGAGAAAGCUAAUCAAAUAUGAUGUAUUUUAAAAUUUUUGUUUAUUUAGAUAGGUAGCUACUAUCUUUAAAAUGUUAAUAUUAUCAUAAGUCUUGGAAAAUAAAUGUUUUAAACAUUCAAUUACUGGCUCUGAAAACUUGAUAAUAAUAUACUAUAAAUAUAACAAUAAUAUAAUAAUAAUAGUUAAUAAUAUGAUCAUCGUCGAAAUCAAAUUAUAUCGGUGUAAAUAAUAUUUGGAAUUCCGUCAUGAAUAUAAAAGCCUGGAAAAACCGUAGAUAUGAUUUAGUAUGCAAUACGACGUAUGCAUUUUGACAUUUCCUAAUCUAAUAAUAUAAAGAUAAUCACAACUCUAAUAAAUAUUAUAAAAAUAAAAUUGGAAAUUUGUAGGUACUUUGAACAAUCAUGGCAUUACUGGUUUUAGUUUAAUCGAAGUUAUAUGGAUAAAACACCCAUUAUAUUAGAUGGACAAUUGUUUGAAGUUUUAAUUGUUAAGAACGAAAUUGUGAAAGCAAUAUGUAUAUGUAAGGAACAGAAGAAUGAAAAAAAAAACAAUAUCUGGUUCUUUUAAACACCACACUUCGAAUUUUCGUACUCAUAUGAAGGCAAGUUUUAAUUUUUGUAGUUAAUACAAUAUGAAUUAUUAAUUAUUAAAAGGGCGUAGAAUUAUUAUUUAAUUGUCUACUUUUCAGAGGGUUCAUUUUACUAAAUUUGAAGAAUUUGAAAAUUAUGUGAAGAUGAACACUCAAAAGAAAAAUAAUAAAAGUAUGACAAAUUCUAAACAGAUAAAACUAAGUAAUUUAUUCACAUCUAACAGCCAAGGAUUGAAGCAAACCAAAUAUGAAAAUAAUUUGGUUAAUUUUAUUGUUAACAAUAUGAAAUCCCUAUCCAUAACUGAAAAUAAAGAUUUUCAAAAACUUAUUUUGGGUAGGUACCCAUUUAUGAUAAUUUAUAAAAUACACUAAUUGUAUUUAAUCCAAUUUCAAAUAAUAUACUUAUUUAGAUUUAGAUCCAAAUAUUAAAAUUAUAUCUAGGAGAACUUAACCUAACAGUUGGUAGACAUAUAAAUGACAAAUAUAACAAUGUUUCAAAUAAUUAAAAAUUAUUUUUUCAAACACAUUCUGAAGUCCACGUUUGUAUGACCACUGCUGACAUUUGGUCGACAAAACAUCGCAAUUUUAUAGGCAUUACAGCUCACUGGGUAAACUUGAUUAUUUUAUAGCCUAUGGCAACUAUAGGCUAUAAUAUUUUCAGAUCGAUGACAAAACAUCGCCCUUAUACCGUCAUAGUCGUGUUCUAGUUUGCCAACAAUUUUUUGGUGCAUUUGAUAAAAUGAUACAUUGAUACAUAAAUUUGAUAAAAUUGGAGAAAUUAUGGUUAAGACAACUUUUAUUUAAGUAAUGAUAACAUAGUUUCUACAGUAACAGAUAAUGGGUGCAAUUUUGUAAAAUCAUUCAAGGAGUUUGGUUGUAAAAUAAAGACAUCAAACACUGAUUCAGACAGACUCUGACAAAGGUAUAUAUUAUACAUAAAUUAUUUUAUAAUGAUUGAUUUUAUAACGGGUCAAUAUAUUUAGGAUAUGGACAAAGAUCUUAACGAAGACAAUGAGUUAUCAUUUUUGGUUAUUGGUGGAAAUGAAUAUGGAGACAUCCUACUAAGAAUACUACCCCAACAUUUAUGUUGUGCAUCACAUACACUUAGUCUAGUACAGAUUUCCAGAAUAUAUUAAAGAAUUCAAAUGCUAAAAAGUACCAUCAUUCAGCAUUAUCAUAAUGUUUGACCUUAUGGAAUUUGUCAUGAAGACUGAAAUCAUCAGAAGUUAUUAGUAAUAUAAUUAAUUGUUCUUUAAAAUAUCUUGCUAUUACAAGAUGGGAUUCAUUAUAUGAUUUCAUACCACAAUUAUUUUAACAUAAAGCAAAAUUAAACACCUUGACUAAAGAAUUAGGUUUAAAAUAUCAAUUUAACAAAACUGACAUAAGUUAUUUGACUGAAUUUGUUUUAAUAAUGAAACCAAGCUUGUGCUCUGGAUCAUCUACAAAGUGAAUCAAGUUUUUACUAUGGCCAUUUAUUCCUACUUUAUUUUCAUUAAAAAGUCCAUCGCAAUUAUUAAAGAAACAACAUUUGCUUUCAACUUCAUCGAUCCAUUAAUAACCUUGUUAGAAAAAUGAUUCAAACCAUAUUUUGAUCUCUCUCCUGAAGUUAAUGAAGCUAUAUCGGCACCUUGUUUUCAUCAUACAUUUAAAUUAAGAUGGAUUCCUGAACAUGAUGAAAUUAUGAAAAAUAGAGUUAAAAGUCUUAGUAUCAACACUGCUGGAAAAUAAAUAAUGAAUGAGUCAUCAGUAGAUUAUAUAGACGAUGAGGACUUUUUAGUAUUUUCUUCUCAAGAAUUUAGAAGUAGUUCAGUUUUUUAACAAUAAAAAUAAGGCAUUAACAUAUUGAGACAGGUAUUGAUCCUACUGUAAACAAAUUAUUCACCAGAUACAAUACAAGUUUACCAUCAACUCCAGUCGAAAGAUUGUUUUUGUUUGCUGAAUUUAUUCAUGUCCCAAAUAAAGAUAAUUGAUCAAAUGCUAAUUUUGAAAAACUUGUAUUUCUCAAAGGAAAUAAUAUUUAUAGUUAAUAUUAUUACCAGAAUUUGUAAAUAAUAGUGCUAAUAAUAUGAACAGUAUGAUUGACUUAUUUUUAAUUGAUUUAUAAAAACUAAGUGUAUUAUCAUUUUAAUUAAUAUAUCUAUGCAACAAAACUAAGUUAAACAGUACCCACUCAUUUGAAUUUAUUUUUGACAUCUUUAUAUUCGAUAAGAAUAAUAUUAUUAUAACAUAUAAUAACAUUAUUUUUAAUUCAAGUAAAUAUUUAAUUUUAAAGUUAUUAUUUUAUGACCACAAUAAUAUUAUAGUUUUAUAUGUAUCUACAUCCCCAAACCUGGCAAACCUCCCGACUCUCCCGAAUCAUACAGGCCCAUUAGUCUUCUUCCACUAUUUUCUAAAAUUUUUGAACGAAUUAUCCUAAAACGCAUCCUUCCUAUCAUUGAAGCCAAUAUACCUAAUACCCAAUUUGGAUUUCGUCAUAACCACUCUACAAUACACCAAGUCCAUCGUCUUGUGGAUAAAAUAUCGUACACUCUUGAGAAAAAGCUUAUUUGCACAGCUGCCUUCCUCGACGUAUCACAGGCAUUCGACAGAGUUUGGCACGAAGGCCUACUCUUCAAACUCAAAUCUAUUCUUCCACCUACUAUUUCCUAUUAUUUAAAUCCUAUUUAGAAAACAGACAUUUUUCCGUUCGAUCUGGCUUCUCCUUAUCCGAAGUAUCACCUAUCCACGCAGGGGUACCUCAAGGUUCCGUAACAGCACCUCUACUCUUCAAUUUAUUCACCUCAGAUCAACCUACCACCCCCAACACUACAAUUGGUGAUUUUGCUGACGACAAGGCGCUCCUAGCGAUCCAUUCCGACCCCGAAAUAGCCUCAAACCUCGUACAAAAUCACCUCAAUCUCUUAUCAACCUGGUAUAAAGACUGGAGAAUAAAAAUCAAUGAAACAAAAUCCAUCCAUUAUACGUUCACUCUAAGGCAAAUAGUCUGCCCGCCCAUCUUCCUCAACAAUGUACCUCUCCCAACCGCCCAAAAUGUUAGAUACCUAGGUUUACAUUUAGACCGCAGGUUAACUUGGGCAACUCACACCCACAACAAAAGACUUGCCUUAAAUAAUCGCUCUCGACAAUUACGUUAUCUCCUCACAUCACAACAUCUCAACUUAAAAAACAAGCUACUAUUAUACAAACUCCUACUCAAACCAAUCUGGACAUACGGUAUCCAACUCUGGGGGGCAGCCAAAAAGUCCAACUUAAAUAAAAUUCAAAUCUUCCAAUCUAAAUGUCUCCGUCAAAUAACCAAAGCUCCCUACUUUGUAUCUAACGACACUCUACAUAAAGAUCUAGCUAUUCCAACAGUUCAAAACGUUGCAAAAACUUUCUACAAACGCACACACUCCAAGUUCCACAGCCAUCGUAAUCCCCUGAUUACCGAACUAUCUAUCAACACUAUUCCUGGUGACCCCAGAAGGCGUCUAAAACGUACCUGGUGUCGUGACCUACUAAUAUAA